CCUCCGUGUUAAGGAAUACAGGCAUGAGCAAUAUGUUGCAGUUUAUGAAACUUAUCGGACAACUAAAAAGGGUUCCGCGGACCGGGUGGGUGUACAGAAAAGUGAAGCAACCAGAAAGUGUUUCAGACCACAUGUACCGGAUGGCCAUGAUGGCCCUGACCAUAACAGAUCCAACAGUGGAUAAAGAUAGGUGUAUAAAGCUUGCCCUUGUUCAUGACAUGGCAGAGUGUAUUGUGGGAGAUAUUGCUCCAGCAGACAAUAUCAGCAAAGCAGAGAAACACAGACGAGAGGAGGCAACAAUGAGCGAACUAACAGCUCUGCUGCAGGAGGGACUCAAACAGGAAAUAUAUGGACUCUGGAAGGAGUAUGAAACCCAAAGUAGUCCAGAGGCGAGAUUAGUUAAGCAGUUUGACCUUCUGGAGAUGGUCAUCCAGGCUCAUGAGUAUGAGCAACUAGAGGGAACCCCUGGAAGACUGCAGGAGUUUUUUGACUCUACUGAUGGUCGAUUCCACCAUCCAGAUGUACUCCAGCUUGUUAACUCCGUGAAUGAAGAGAGAAGAGGUCACAUGAACAGUGCUGACAGAGAAAAGCAUUCAGGGAACCCACAGACAACCAGCACAGAGCCGAAGACCCCCACUUCCUGAUUCCAACACAAACACGCCUCUGCAG
Lampris incognitus (smalleye Pacific opah) is the source of this 669-nucleotide messenger RNA. RefSeq names its product HD domain containing 2 (gene hddc2). The coding region runs from base 24 to 644 and encodes 206 amino acids. NCBI's taxonomy places the organism in Eukaryota, Metazoa, Chordata, Actinopteri, Lampriformes, Lampridae. Gene Ontology annotation, cellular component: cytoplasm. The record is from RefSeq and is a predicted model, not a curated record. Gene Ontology annotation, molecular function: 5'-deoxynucleotidase activity. The transcript has 6 exons.